CUCUAUCUCCCGGGCAAACAUGGAGAUGAUACCGUCGCUUGAAGUGCUCCCUGAAGAGAUUAUAGACUUUAUUGCUGCUGAACUAUCGUAUGAGGAAGUUCGUCCCAGUAUCCAGGCACUGAGUAAUUUGUCUCGAGCUUCUAGGAAGUUUCGUCGCAUUGCACAGCCACACCUUUACCGAACCAUACAUAUCCUCAUCGUCCGCAAUAGCGCCUACGACCCGUGUGUCCAAAUCCAGCAACUACUUCGUACUCUGCAUGAGGUGCCAGCUCUUCAGAAGCACAUCACGAAGAUCCGAUCAAUGGAGUACUGGUCCACUUCCGACUACGGUUCCGUAUCCGAAACAUCCGACAUUUUAGCCUCACAUCGACCUGAGCACUUCAAUUCAUGCCUUCAUGACCUGCUCAUCCUCGCGCCCCAAGCGAAGCUCAUAGACCUACGCAACUAUAGUAUUCGCACAGGAGAGGACCUACAGACCUGGAUGCCGCUCGUACGAAGUCACGCAUGCCGGCAAUGUCCCCCCGUAGCCGGUAAAAAGAUGUUCCAGAAUCUAAGGAGACUAGAAAUCUCUAUCAUUGAGGCUACAAUAAGCGAAAUUGCAACCUUCUUCUCAAUUCCUUCUCUGGAGGCCGCCAGCUUCACGAUUGCGUCUCUGGAUCCCUAUAGCAGCUAUCGUGAUUGGGAAUCCACCAAGUCACGGAUAAGACAUCUUCAGUUCAAAGCUAUUGGCUUUCCAACACGUCUGUGGAUGCACGAAAUCCGGCAUGGCUUUCAACAGGUUGCGGGAGCAUGCAUUUCGCUCGAAUCCUUCGACUUCUCGCUUCACAGCAGCUCGGACGAGUACAACGGCGUCUAUCAAGACAUAAUCGAGGCCUUUACAACCCAAUUGAGGACUGGAUGUGUUCGGCAUUUUGGCCUCUGGAGCCGAGAGACACCCGUCCGCAUUUUGACCGGCCCACUUUCGGAUUCCUUCUGUCACAUAUGGCAGGAUGCUUCACCAUCUUUGACCGCCCUGAAAAUAGACGCAGUGAUGAUGUGUAGGCAUUUGCCAGACGGUAGUGCCUUUUUCGAGUUACUCGGAGCACUUCCUAGGUCGCUCACCCAUCUUACGCUAAGGCACAACCCCUGCAACGGUCGCUUUUCGGGUUCGUCUUUCCUAAAGACAACUCUGUUAACCUUCGCAGCUCGUUUCGGGUUGGUGGUUCCGCAGCUGGAAUACCUCGUUUUAGAGGUUACCGAGAGAUAUGGCGCACAGGGAUACGAUCCUUUGGACUUGCAGGCUGUGAAGGACGCCUUCUUAGCAAAAGGCGUAUGCAUUCAGAUAGAGUAAGCCAGAGUGCUCAUCGUUGACAUUUUAUCGACGUUUAGUGGAGAUUAGUGGUUAUCUGGUUUCAUUUCUCGAGGUCUUGAGGUUUUCAAAGAGCUGUGCAGCGUAAGGAAUGCUCGAGCUUGGAUUUUAUACGGCGUGGCCUAGUUAUCUCGGCUUCUUCCUUGCAUUCAUCAUGGAAAAGAGCUUUAACAUAGGACCUGCGAAGGAUCAGUCGUAGCUAUAGCUAAAAGGUUUCGCCAGACCCUGG
Trematosphaeria pertusa is the source of this 1577-nucleotide messenger RNA. RefSeq lists its product as uncharacterized. The transcript has a single exon. The record is from RefSeq and is a predicted model, not a curated record. NCBI's taxonomy places the organism in Eukaryota, Fungi, Ascomycota, Dothideomycetes, Pleosporales, Trematosphaeriaceae. Bases 20 to 1330 code for a protein of 436 amino acids.